AUGGGGAAUACAAUGAGCAUCCCGGAGGAAGCUGAGGAAGACAAUACAUGCACAAUAAAGAGCUAUCAGGUUCUAUCUGAAUCUCCUGACAAUAUUAAAAAUGGAUCUGCUGCAUUUGUUCAGACUCCUUCUCCUGCAAUGAAUGGUGAAGUGGAUGCAAAGGCAAGUGUUGCACAGGAUAAUGUGGCCGUUUCUUCCCCGAAGACAAUGGAGCAGAGCCCCGUUCCCGAGGCGGGCGGGCAGAGUCUCGGGAGCGCUGCCAGGAGAGCUCUGCCAUCUGCUAAAUCCCGCUCUGUCUUCGCGUUUUCAUGGGCUGUACCAGGGCGUACUGAAGAUCCAGCUACAGAUUCAUCAGUUGGAUCAGCAAAACUUGAUGUCAGCUCAGAGACACCCGGAGUGAACAAAGCAGCAAGUGACAGCGUUGAGGUUCCUGCGGCAGCUGCACGAGAGGAAGGAGCAGAUAAAAACCUGACCCAGGCCCCGCCAGCAGCAUUGCUUCAUGACAUCGAUCUCACAGCAUCUGUGACACCUGAGGGAGAGGAUGCAGCCGCCUCAAAGCCAAAACAAGUAACUUUCUUUGACAGGAUCUUCAAACUGGAGAAGGGAAAGGAAAGGAGUAAAACACAAAUUGAUACCCAGGAGGAAAGGCAGACUUCAGACCUUCCUGACGGGCUCACCACAGCGAAGGAGGCUACUGGAUUACGGAGCACAUCAAACAGCAUCCCACAGGGGAAGGAGAUAGAUGACUGCAACCGAAAAGACCUACGGCAGGACUCAGCAGGUGUCAACAGUCUCACUGCUGAGCAACCUGAAAAGGCAGAGGUAAACCAAGACAACCCUCAACCAGCUACUGCAGUAGACAACUCCGUCAUGAGUUUCCUUAAAACACUGGUCUCCCCAGGCAAAGCUGAAGCCAAAACUGAUUCAGAAGAAAAGGGAUCGAAAGCAGAAAAAGGCCAUGGUGGGCAACCUGCUCUGAAGACAGCUGCGGAAUCCCAAACUAAAGGAGCCAAGAAAAAGAAGGCAGAGAGUCCCAAACUAGGACACAGUACAUUUAGUAAACUCUUUAGGCAUAAGGCUGCAAAAGAGACCCAACAGACAACUAAUACCAAAAGCACUGAACAGCAGCUUGUUACCUCUGUAAAAUCAGACAAAAAUGUUCCCUCCUCUCAAGAGCCGCAGACAACAAAGCAGAAUACAAAAGCCCCCGAGCCUGCAGCCCAACAGCAGGCAGCAGCCACCGAAGCCCCCAAAGAGGUGACAAAGGAGAAAACGUCAUCCACUCCUAUGCCACUGAGCAAGCUCUUUUGGAAAAAGAACGCAUCGGAGAAAGCAGAGAUCAUAAGCAAUGAGAAAGCAGAUGCGUCUUUAGAAGCAGCAGCUCCUGACAAAGAUGAGAGCAAGAGCCCAGAAGCUACAGAAGUGAAACCUAGAAGAGAAGAAAGUAAAACCCCCAAAGCAAACCUGAGGAAGUUCUUUAAACUGUCAGUCAAGGGUGAUGGAGGGACAACCAGUUCAGAAGAGGUAAAUGACCCAAGCCCCAGUCACCAAACAUUAAACUCCACAGAGAGGCCAGUUACCCCAGCUGAAAGUGAACCUGUGGGCCAAAAGAGCAAAGAGGGUUUGAAAGACAAGAAGUCUACAGUGGAGCUGAGCAAGCAGAAAGGCAGCAAACAGGAACCCAGGGAGCAGCCAGACUCCAGGGAGCAGCAAGCGGCCGAGACUGACUCCAUCCAGAACGGAGGAGACGCUUCAAAGGAACCCUCCUUCAAGAAGACUGAGAAGAGGCAGUCACUCGGAGGGUUUUUUAAGGGCCUUGGCUCCAAAAGGAUGUCUGAUGCGGAAGUGCAAACAGAUCCAGUGUCUAUCCUACCUGCUGGGAAAUCCAAGUAA
Antrostomus carolinensis (chuck-will's-widow) is the source of this 1893-nucleotide messenger RNA. RefSeq names its product brain enriched myelin associated protein 1 (gene BCAS1). The record is from RefSeq and is a predicted model, not a curated record. Bases 1 to 1893 code for a protein of 630 amino acids. Gene Ontology annotation, biological process: myelination. NCBI's taxonomy places the organism in Eukaryota, Metazoa, Chordata, Aves, Caprimulgiformes, Caprimulgidae. The transcript has 12 exons.